AUGGCUCUCCCGAUCGCACCUCAAGCUGUAGCAGGCGCAAUCGCAGGCGUUACUGCCGCUGCAGCCUACAUCGACGCCAAAUACCACAUCACCAAAGACCUCAAAGGCCAACGCGUCCUGAAAGCUGCCGCGCGCGAUCUCGAGAAGAAUUCACAAGGCAGAGGCCAAUCUCUGUGGUACCAAUUCGAAGCCCAAGUCCACCGCCUGCCCUCGACCGAAGAAUGCAUCUGGUCCCGAACCGGCUGCUACACCUGGGCCGAGACCUACGCAAACGCCUGCCGAUACGGCCAAUACCUCCGCCAAAAUGGCGUCGUUCCCGGGCAGCUCUUUGCCAUGUACAUGAUGAACCGGCCGGAGUUCCUCUUUGCACAUCUGGGUAGCUGGAGCAUAGGAAGCGCGCCGGCGUGGAUCAACUACAACCUCGCCGGCGAUGCGCUGGUGCACUGCCUGAAAGUCAGCGGCGCCAAGGUGCUGCUUGUGGAUGAAGACCAGGAGUGCAGAGACCGCAUCGAAGCUGUGAGGGAGAGGCUGGAGAGCGAGCUGGGCAUGACUGUACUGGUCUUGGACACCGGGUUGAAGGGAGAGAUAUCGAGGUUGGAACCUACUAGGCCUGAGGAUGAGCUUAGGGUGGGCAUGAAGGGGAAGUUCCCGCUCUUCCUGUUCUACACAAGUGGCACAACCGGACACCCGAAAGCUUGCCCCUUCGAGACGCAAAGAGCAGUCGGCUUGACACAACGUGUGGGUGCUAUGGGACUGAAGACAGGACCCAACGGCGAUAGGUGGUAUGUUUGCAUGCCUCUAUACCACGGCACGGGAGGCACGACGGCACUCGUCUGCAUGGUCACCGGCCUUACAUGCUGUAUCGGCACCAAGUUCUCCACAUCGAAAUUCUGGACCGAUGUACGCGAUUCGAGAUCCACCGCCAUAGUCUACGUAGGAGAGACCGCCCGGUACCUUCUCAACGCCCCUCCCAGCGAGCUCGAUCGGAAACACAACGUCAGGGCCAUGUUCGGAAACGGUCUUCGUCCCGAUGUAUGGCAGCGCUUUGUCGAUCGCUUCGGCAUCGAGAUCGUCGGCGAGUUCUUCAACAGCACAGAAGGCGUCAUGGCGCUUUUCAAUGGCUCGCGUGGGCCUUUCACAGCAACUUCAGUCGGACACCAGGGUCUCAUCGAGCGCUGGCGCUCCCACAACACUUACGUCCCAGUCGAGAUCGAUUUCGUAACCGGAGACCUCUUGCGCGAUCCCAAGACUGGAUUCUGCAAACGCAAGUCCUACGAGGAGGGCAGUGAGAUCCUCGUACAGAUGCCGAGCGAGCAAGCCUUUGUCGGCUAUUGGAAUAACCCGGAUGCUACUGAGAAACGCUUCGAACGCAAUGUCUUCCGGAAAGGCGACUUGUAUUACCGUACAGGCGACGCUCUCCGCCGCGACGCCGACGGCCGCUGGUUCUUCAUGGACCGCCUCGGCGACACCUUCCGCUGGAAGUCGGAGAACGUGAGCACAGCCGAAGUCAGCGAGGCACUUGGCUCUUUCCCCGGAAUUCAAGAAGCAAACGUCUAUGGUGUCGAAGUGCCUGGCUACGACGGUCGCGCAGGCUGUGCAGCCAUCUACAUCGACCCCGCACAUCUAGACUCGUUCAACUUCAACGCGCUACUUGCGCACGCGAAGGAGAAGCUGCCGAAAUACGCAGUGCCUGUCUUCUUGAGGAUACAGAAACAGCAGACUACGAUGCACAACAACAAGCAGAACAAGGUUCCGCUGAGAAACGACGGUAUUGAUCUGAGGAAGCUUAUGGAAAGGGCGGAUAAGGAGGCGAAGGAGCAAGGGAAAGAAGAGGCGGAGUACGAUACCAUGUACUGGCACCCGGCCGCUCUUGGAUCUGGCAAGGGCAAGAGUGGCGGUGAUGAUGGAUAUGUUGUAUUCACCAUGGCGGAUUGGGACUUGCUGAAGGGAAGUGUAGAUGUAGAGGGUGGUGCCAAGCUGUAA
Alternaria arbusti is the source of this 1983-nucleotide messenger RNA. Its product is annotated as putative NRPS-like protein biosynthetic cluster. Gene Ontology annotation, molecular function: long-chain fatty acid transmembrane transporter activity; long-chain fatty acid-CoA ligase activity. The coding region runs from base 1 to 1983 and encodes 660 amino acids. The transcript is spliced from 4 exons. NCBI's taxonomy places the organism in Eukaryota, Fungi, Ascomycota, Dothideomycetes, Pleosporales, Pleosporaceae. The record is from RefSeq and is a predicted model, not a curated record.